AGAACCAAACUACAACUGUUCUUCAUUCACCAACACCAUGGAAAAAUUACAAAACCCAGUAACUUUAGAGACACUUAUUUUUUUACCAGUACAAACUCCCAAAACACUUCUAAAGAAGAAAUCAUCCAGAUCACUACUAAAGAACCAGAGUUUCAAUAACGGUUUUAUACUCUUCAGGAGUCGACUUCAUAAAAAACUAUCAGAAGCCGGAGACUGGGCCGGUAUUUCAGUCGCCGCAGCAAAAUAUUGGUAUUCAUUACCUCAAUCUACAAAGUUAUCCUGGCAAAAGCUGGCAGAACUAAGCAAGUACCAAAGUAUUGAUUAUUUGGCUCAAAAAUUAGAGCAACGCCACCGCAGGAGAGCUUAAGCAAGGAGAAUACCAAACAAGCACCCUUCGGUCAAGUGGGUAGGAGUUUCUCAAUCUUAGCAGGAUUAAGGAUCACUUCAUUAAAAUAAUACAGCUGUAUCAAUAGAAUUAUAUUUUUAUACACAUGAAAAAGUAAGUAAAAACUAGUAAAUGAUUUAUAAAGAAUAAUUUUGAAAGGGU
This is a messenger RNA of Schizosaccharomyces japonicus yFS275, 547 nucleotides long. RefSeq names its product mating-type P-specific polypeptide Pc. The record is from RefSeq and is a predicted model, not a curated record. The transcript has a single exon. The coding region runs from base 38 to 367 and encodes 109 amino acids. NCBI's taxonomy places the organism in Eukaryota, Fungi, Ascomycota, Schizosaccharomycetes, Schizosaccharomycetales, Schizosaccharomycetaceae.